AUGGCCCGCCUUAUGUCUUUAUGCCUCUUUUUCUUUCUGUCUGUCGCUCUGGCAAUCCCCCUGAAUCGAAGAACGGUAUUCAACCCCCCCAUCCUCAUCCCGAACGAAACGACGGCCUGGACAGCUGGCAGCGUUGAGACGGUGACCUGGAAUGCGACGGGAAUUCCAGAAGGCGUUCCCGGCAAGCUCCAGCUGGGUUUCCUUACGUCUGAGAGCGAGAAUCUAUCCGUGAUCUUGGCGCAAGGCUUCAAUCUCACUGACGAGAAGGUGCAAAUUACGGUUCCAAAUGUGGUGACUCGAUCCAACUACAUUAUCGUCCUGUUUGGCGACUCUGGCAACCGAAGCCCAGAAUUCACCAUCAAGGGAAGCUCUUCUCCCUCGAGCUCUUCAGCCUCUGCAUCAGGAAAGACAUCUACGCCUCCACCAAUCCAAACAAGCACAACCACCCGAGUAAACACUCCUACUCCACCCAUCGCUUCUGUGUCGGACUUGUCCAUCUCCGCAUCCGGGACGACGGCGAGUCUGGCAUCGAACUCUAUAUCGAUAGCUUCUCGCAGCUCUGCUGCGCUGUCCUCGCCUCCCAGCAUGUCAUCGCCUGCACCCUCCACCAGCAUGGGCAGCACUAACCCAGUCACGAUCCGCCAGCUCGUGCUGGCCAUGGCCAUGGCCGUCCUCAUCCAAAACAUGCUGAGUGUUUGA
Mycena indigotica is the source of this 699-nucleotide messenger RNA. RefSeq lists its product as uncharacterized. The transcript is spliced from 5 exons. The coding region runs from base 1 to 699 and encodes 232 amino acids. The record is from RefSeq and is a predicted model, not a curated record. Lineage: Eukaryota; Fungi; Basidiomycota; Agaricomycetes; Agaricales; Mycenaceae.